UCCGACUUUUUCUCGUAUUCAUAUAUCAUUAAAAAAAAGUGUGUUAUUUGUUGAACUUUUGAACAUUAUUAGAUAAAAAUUUUUUUUAUCUGAAUAAUGGAUAACGUUCGAAAGAUAUUAAUAAAAAAAAUUCUACACGAAUGUAACAGUAAUAAAAUACACGUUACCUAUGAUAUAGUUUCCUUCUUGCUAUCUCUGACACAAUUAAAUCCAAUUUAUCAAUUGAUCGACGGCGACGACGACGAGAACGAGAUAAGUCAUAGAAAAUUGAUCGAUAUAAUAAAAGAAAAAUUGCAAGAUCAAAAUAGAUCAAGUUUAACGACAUUGAAGAAUCAAUUAUAUUAUGCUAAACAUUAUCGUGAAAGAGAUGAGAUAAUCAAAAAACAUAGGAUAAGUCUUCAUCGUAAAACGACGCCAUUGGUUACUGAAAUUUGUGAAACGGAAAAAGUCGAGAAUGAUCAUGAAAUGGAGAAACUCUAUCAGAAAAUAAUCAUAGUUAUUACACUUUUAAGUGGUCUCGGUAAUCCUGCUGUAACGAACACUUUACGAGAAGUAACAGCUACGUUGCAAAGUGUAUUUCAACCAUCCGAAUUGUCACAUUAUGUGAAACUUCCUAAACAGGAAAAAGAAGAACAACUUAUGGAAUUGAUGUGUAUAGUUGCCGGUAUACGUUUAUUUAAUCGAGAUUGCGAACGUGGCGGAAAAGAAAUCGAUAAUCUUCCGAGUAUUUUACAAGAUGCCGUUAAGAAAACGUACGAUGAUAUCCUUGAAUUAUUGGAACGAUUAAUGACGAAAAUUUAUGAAUUUACUGCGACGAUAGAGAAUAUCAUUUCUUUCGUUUCGAUCGACGAGGAUUACGACGACAUUUGUUACUCGAGUGUAAAAAAAAUUAUUUUACCUGAAAACAUCAAGGAAGAUAAUUACGAACGAGUUGUCGAAAUUUUAACGACGUCGCGCCAACAAGAGAUAUAUAUCAGAAAAUUACUUUCCGACGUGGAACACAGUGGUAACAUUAUAAAAAAUUUAAUAGAACGUCUUCAACAACGUUUGAUGAGACUUCAUGAAACGAUGCGUUACAGGACAGCCAUUCCAACGACUCAAGUCUAUCCACAGUUCAUUGACCUAGCGGAUAUAUGGAUGGGAUUGCAGGAUGAAGUGAUAAUAUUAAGUAAUAUUAAUAAUUUCCUUUGGGAGAUAUACAAUUUAAAUAUUAAGAAUGUAAACGUGUACGAUCAAGAGAUAUUCAAGGAUCUCAUAAUAAAGAAUGUAAACAUAUUAACGGACGCCGAACGUCUCGAACUGUCAAUGGGCGAAACGAUAAGUAAUAAUAAAUAUUUCACAAGAUAUCUACAUUGUCCAUCAAAUUGUGGUGAUUGUACUCUUUAUUAUCCGAACACUACUAAGGACUUUGAUAAAAUUGAUUUGGAGAUCAUAUUUUAUAUCGUUGAGUUUCUCGGCUUUUGCGCUUGGAUGUUCGUCACGGGGAAAGGAGCUUUGAUUCCAGCAAAUCCCAACAAUGGGGUUGCUAAAUGGCGAGGAAGGUAUUAUGCUUUCAGUUCUGCAACAGCUGCUCGUCAUUUUGGAAAGGAACCAGAUAAGUGUUCUCCAAUUCGUUGCAGAUACGUUCACGAGGCUCUAAAUUUUGUAAGGGAUCACAUAGAGUACAUUUAUCUAUUUCAAAUGUAUGAGGAUAUCGAAACUAUGAAAACUAAGGAGUUAACAGAAGAUGAAUUAGAAUUAAAGACUUGUCAGGAUCAGACAGUUCAAACCGAUACGCAUAUUUUACCACCAUCAAUGGAUAAUACAAAUAACGUUUGGAAUGUUUGGGAACUUAGAAAAAGAGCUCUCUCUUUGGCGAAAAUAGUAAAGUGUGCGACGAAAAGCACGCAGACUUAUAUAUCACACUUUAGAAGCGGUGCCUGCGUGCAAGCAGCACCACCAAAGGACAAGGAAGUUCAAACUAAACGGGAUAACUAUAUGAACACGAAGAAACUUCUCACUUAUAUUUUUGGAUUACGAGGAAGACGCGACAACAACCAACACGUUCUAUCUUUCCUGGAAGAGGAAUUUGUUGAACACUUAUAAAGCGAAACACUUAGACCUCCUUUUUCAAUUUUAUUUCUUUUUUUCUUUUUCUUUUUUAUUUUUUUCCUUUUUUUUUCCUUUAUCGUAAUAAAACUUACACCAAAUAGGUAUGUAAAAGAGCGUUGGCGUUUCAAUACAAAACUGAUAAAAAUUCGUCAUCGUCGUAGCCGUCGUCAUCGUCGUCGUCGUCGUCGAUUGAUUGAUUGAUUGAUCGAUUGACUUUAUCGUUUAUUAAAAAUUACGGGGUAAGAAGGUAAAUUAUAAUAACGUGGAAAUAAAUGUGAACGAGAAAUAUUUUUAUAAAAAAGAUGAAAGCAGUACUUUUUAAUGACACGUUUUUUUUAAAUACAUUCACGGAACAGUACGUUGUCUCGAGCCAUGUUUCCUCUUAAAGAGAGAAAAAAAAGAGAGAGAGAGAGAGA
Molecule: messenger RNA, 2507 nt
Organism: Vespa mandarinia (Asian giant hornet)
Lineage: Eukaryota; Metazoa; Arthropoda; Insecta; Hymenoptera; Vespidae
Product: cilia- and flagella-associated protein 206
Biological process (GO): regulation of cilium beat frequency
Cellular component (GO): ciliary basal body; axoneme
Source: RefSeq, a predicted model, not a curated record